CAAACAAAGAAUGCGGAUCGAGGCUUGGGCGCGGUAUUCGUGGAAGAAAGACAGGGCAUAUGACGACAAGAGGGGAAUGGACGUGAUGUUCCGGACGAUGAGGGAAGAGAUCGCGGUGUUGGAGGGGAAAAGCAGAGAGCUCCGACAGAUCGUCCAGGACUUCUUGGCGCUGGUCAAGGACGCGACGGGGAUGGGCUCGAGUCUUCUGUCCGCGCAAUCGGGCCACGCACAAUCCCGCACCAGGCUCGAGGUUCCUCUGAAAGCCUCGACGCCGUUGCGACAUUCCAUCACGGCUUCUCAGAUUUCCGACACCCGUGCCCGUAUUCCUCCCACCCCUUCCAUACUCCCAGCAAACGAUGCCGAUCUUCAUGUAUCAUCCCCAGUUGUGGCUCCGUCCAUACCAUGAUCCUGAGUUCAAAUAUACCUAUAUUUUUGAGAAAUAUAUUCAACGCAAGGCGGCGCUCUCCCAAUGUGACAUUUCGGUGAAUCGGGCAUUCGAGAAUGUCAAGCCAAUGGAACCACGGUAACAAGUAUUCCACACUGAGCCGCGCCUACACCAUCUACACACUCACGCGUCCGGGAACAGCUCGUUCCUCACCUCCUCCGCUUCCGCCUCCUCCGCGCCCAUGGGCCCUUCUGGUUUAUGGCGGACCGGUUCCGGGAUCGCCUGCGACUCGGAAGCACCUGGUGACGACGACGACGACGACGACGCAGCCUUGACCUCCGCGUCAGACGUGGCCGGCGAUAAGCUGGAUUCUGUCGAGUGCUGAACUGCUGGGGCGUUAUCCGCGACUUUCUCCUCCGCCGCUGCCACGGAAGCAGAAGCCG
This is a messenger RNA of Heterobasidion irregulare TC 32-1, 828 nucleotides long. RefSeq lists its product as uncharacterized. The record is from RefSeq and is a predicted model, not a curated record. Bases 11 to 406 code for a protein of 131 amino acids. Lineage: Eukaryota; Fungi; Basidiomycota; Agaricomycetes; Russulales; Bondarzewiaceae. The transcript has 2 exons.